AUGAGUUUCCUCCUCAAGCACAGCGAGACGACGGCCGCAAAGGACAAGAAGGCGCCGGCCGCAAAGGACAAGAAGGCGCCGGCCGCUCCCCUGGCGGUCGUCACGUACCCGACGAUCAACGACGUGGCGCUCGAGACGAUCGGCCCCGAGAACAUUCGCAUUCUGCUCGACCGGCACACGGGCGACGACCGCGUGACGACGUGGGAGCUCGUGGACGACGCGCACGGCGUCAAAGUGUGGCGCGGCACCGUCGACCAGUGCGAGUGGUGCGCGUUCCGGGCCGCGUGCCGCAUCAACGCGCGCCAGAGCGUCGUGGAGCAGGUGCUGCUGGACCCGCACCGCACGCUUGAGCUGGACGAGAUGAUGGAGGGCAUUGUCACGCUGCGGGACGCGGGCGAGCGCAAUCGGUUGGCGCUGCGCCAGAUCACGAGCAAAGGUCAGUUCCCGAUCCACGGCCGCGAGUUCCUCGUGGUCACGGCGGCGUCGACGCUCGAGGACGGGCGGGCGGUCAUUGCCACGCGGUCGGUGGACGUGGCCGACGUGCCGCCGCUCGAGGGCUACGUGCGGGCGAACAACUACAUCUCGGGCUACAUUAUUGAAGAGAAGAAGGACACUGACGAGAACGUGGUGUACUGCGUCGUGACGCUCGUGGCCCACGCAGACCUCGCGGGUUUGAUCCCGUCGGGCAUCAUCAACGUGCUCGGGACGUCGUCAACGGUCAAAGUCCUCAAGAACUUGGAGAAAAUCGUGACGACCAAGUAG
This is a messenger RNA of Hyaloperonospora brassicae, 762 nucleotides long. NCBI's taxonomy places the organism in Eukaryota, Oomycota, Peronosporomycetes, Peronosporales, Peronosporaceae. The record is from the annotation of a GenBank genome assembly.